GGUUUUGGGAGGGGAGGGGGCUGGGAGCAGAUACACAGAGGUGCAGCUCCGCUCUUGUCUUUGUAGUGUCACACUGGGGGGCGAGGAAGGAGUUUUUUUUGUUUUUUCCCUGUCCCUCAGUUCAGUCAGUGUGCGCCUCAGGAGAAGCAGGGAGCCGCUCUCCUUCCUCACAAGUUUUCCACAGCUCGGUGAUAGCAGUAUUUGCGUCUUCCUUCCACCUGCUCCUUCUCCUGGGACGGAUUCCCCUCGGAGGAUACGCCAGGGCUGGGGCUACCCCAGAAACUUCUUCUCCAUAAGUUCUGCUGAUCCUUUCAGGACCUGCAUGGAUUGUGGCGGAUCGUUGGUAGGAAGACACCCUGGACGCAUCUAGAGGUUGUGAAAAACGUCAUGAUGGUGGAAUCUGCAUCUGAAUCGAUUCGAUCAACUCCAACCAGUCAAAAUGGAGUUGGCAGUGUUCCCAACCAGUCAGAUGCAGGCGGAACAAGGGAAGGCAGCGCCGGCGGGGAGACUAAUGAAGAGUUAAGCACAGCAGAGCUCUUGCAUUUCCAGCAGCAACAGGCUCUACAGAUGGCCAGGCAGCUUUUGCUCCAGCAGGCAACAGGGCUGAGCACUCCUACCAGUACUGAGAACAAGCAGCCGUCAGUCCAGGUCCCGGUUUCAGUCGCUAUGAUGUCCCCACAGAUGAUCACACAGCAACAGAUGCAGCAGAUUUUGUCUCCAGCCCAGCUCCAGGCUGUCAUGCAACAGCAGCAAGCUCUUAUGUUGCAGCAGCUUCAGGAAUAUUACAAGAAGCAACAAGAGCAGCUACACCUCCAGUUACUUUCCCAGCAACAGGCAGGGAAACAGCAGCAUAAAGAGGCAGCACUGGGGAAUAAACAGCUUGCAUUCCAACAACAGCUAUUACAGAUGCAGCAGAUACAACAGCAGCACUUGUUAAAUCUACAGAGACAAAGCCUGGUAGGACUGCAGCCAGGCCAGGGACAAGUGACAUUGUCGGGCCUGCCACAAGCUGUGUCCCCAUCAGAUCUUCAGCAGCUCUUGAAGGAGAUGAGCAACAACCAAGAGGAUUCCAGCAAACAAGAUAAUGCUGAACUGCACAGCACAAUCUCUACCUCAUUCUCAAGCAGCAAGAUGUCUCCUCCCACAGUUCACCCUUCUUUACCUAAUGGUCAAAGUGCCCUACAAAACCUGCGGCGGGACAGUUCGUCACAUUAUGAGGUGCCCCCCAGUUCACACUUGCUUUAUGGACAUGGUGAAUGUCGGUGGCCAGGCUGUGAGGCUUUGUGCGAGGAUAUGGGACAGUUUAUCAAGCAUCUAAACACAGAACAUGCGCUGGAUGAUCGCAGCACAGCUCAGUGCCGGGUACAGAUGCAGGUGGUCCAACAGCUGGAAAUACAGCUGGCAAAAGAGAGUGAACGGUUACAAGCAAUGAUGACACAUCUGCACAUGAGACCCUCAGAACCAAAGCCCUUCAGUCAACCACUUAACUUGGUCUCUAGUGCAACCCACACAAAGAUGUCUUCAGACAACUACCCAGAUGGCUUACCUCAACCUCCAACCUCUGCAACAGCCCCCAUCACUCCAAUGAGAGCCGGUACUUCUGUGAUCAGCUCCUCAAGUCUACCUAGCAUGGGUCCUGUACGGAGAAGGAUAGUGGAUAAGUUCUGCACUCCAAUAUCCUCAGUUCUGCAGGCACAGAAACAGCUGUUCAGUGUGAGGACCCCAGCAUACAUCUCCACUUUCCACAGCAUCCUGGACCCUGAGCUUGCUCAGAAUCAUGAGUUUUAUAAAAAUGCUGAGGUUCGCCCACCCUUCACAUAUGCCUCACUUAUCCGACAGGCUAUUCUGGAUACACCAGACAGACAGCUGACUUUGAAUGAGAUUUACAAUUGGUUCACUCGCAUGUUUGCAUACUUCAGAAGGAACACAGCCACAUGGAAGAAUGCAGUUCGACACAACCUUAGUUUGCAUAAGUGCUUUGUGCGCGUGGAAAAUGUGAAGGGUGCUGUGUGGACCGUAGAUGAGCUGGAAUACCAAAAGAGGAGACCGCCAAAGAUGACAGGGAGCCCAACCCUUGUUAAGAAUAUGAUUUCAGGCCUUGGCUAUGGAGCAUUAAAUGCAAGCUACCAGGCUGCACUUGCAGAAAGUAGUUUCCCUCUGCUAAACAGCCCACCACUCCACAACAGUUCUGUCAGUGGAAUCCAUGGUGGACACGAUGAUGUCACCAGCACUGGGGAACCUGGAAACAGUAAUGGGAGCAGCCCUCGCCUUUCUCCACAAUACAGUCAGUCUGUUCAUGUCAAAGAAGAGCCGGCUGAAGAGGACGUCCGACCUGCCUCUCUCUCAGUUACUAACCCAAACACAGUGCUACCAGAAGACCAUGACUUGGAACCAGAGACAGCUAUGGAAGACUUGUCCUAAUAGCUUUAGUGCCCAAUUGUUACCUCCCUUGCCCCAAAGUCCAGCACUUCCAUCAGAAACCAAGUUGACCCUUUUACCCCAACCUUUGUUCAAUUAAAAAUGAAUGAGACUUGAACAUGACUAUUUACAACCCCUUGGGUCUUCCUUAAUCUGGCAGCACUUCAGUGACUUAUGGACAGAAGAGGGAUGUCCCACAAUCACCAAGGAAAUAUGGAAUUAUGGAAUGGGCACUGAUGCGAUAUGGCCAGAUAUUAGCCGCAAAGGGGCACUCCUGUGUUCUUAUCCCUUCUGCACAUUAUGGAAAGCAUGGACUCCUUUUAUAGAUGGCUCAGAGGAGCAUGCCUGGACUUCUUUCUCCGUCCCACUAAGCAUGCAGGACUGGGUGUCCCAUAAAUUAUCUUUUCUAGCUCUUUUGCCUGGUCACUUCUGAAGGUACCAAAAACCCAGACUUUAUUUAUUUUCUUUGCUUGUUUUGGAUCAACGUUACUGCUGGCAUUCCUCACUCAUACAUGUGAGCAUAUGGUACGUACACUAACAGAUGAGUCCAGACACAUCCAAAAUACCAACAUAAUACAUAGAGAAUUUGCGCUUCCGUGGUAGACAAAUGCACACGUGGAAGACCCAAGAGCAGUGUUGUUGUGCCUUGGAGGGAAUUUGUGCAUCAUAAAAAUAGGACAAAUGCUGCUUUGUAUGUCUACAAAACAAAAAAAAAAGACCCUCGAACACAUGGACUUAUCUCUUCAAAAACUUUCCAAAUAUUUUUUAUACUAGUUAGAUAUUGCUCUAGGAUGGUGCAAACUACAUUCACUGAAGUUCUACUGAAAAUCAGCUAAGAAUGCCAUUUUACAAUAGACAAUAUGGUCUCCAUUCAUAAGCUGCACAAACAGCACUUAAAGCCAUCAGUCAUAAGAGUGCUGUAUGUUGCUAGAUACUUUUGUAUAAAGAUGAUUUCCUUGGUGGCAUGUGGCACAAGAUAUCUAGUCUCCAGUUUUCAGUGUCUAAGGCCAUAUGCCCAUGGUGCGUAUGUUGUGCAAAUCUUCUGUUUUGGAAAAUCUGCAGCAUAAUACAGUACCAACAAAGUGGAUGAGAUUUUCUGUCUCAUCUACACGGUCUGCAAAUUUUCCGCAUGUAAGUCGAUUUUGAAAUCCUUAGCAUGUCAAUUGCCUGCGCAGAUUUUAGGCACACACCCAAAGCCAUGACAAUAUCCUCAUGCAACGCAUGUAGAUGUUGGUGUGAAUUUGUCUGAAAAUCUGCAUAAACUACACUGCCAUGUAUAUUUACCCUAAUAACUUAUUCACAUGACUGUAUUUUUCUUCAGUGUGUUAUCCGGCUUUAAAGGGAAUGUGUCAUCCAAAGACAUUUCUGCCAUUUCAAAUGAGAUAGCAAAACAUAUCCUUUUUUGUUAAUCUAUUUUUGUUUUCUGUUUGAAGAUUUUUUUAAUUCUAUUUCCUGAACAUAAUUAUGGGGGCAGCCAUCUUGUCUGAGCAUUUAAAGAAUUGCUUUACGGCAGCAACUUGGACCAUAGACACAAUGGAAAGGAGGGGACCUCAUUCACAUCUAUGAGUGUGUUCUAUGCAUACUCUGUGACCUGCGCAGAGGACAUUUUACAGACAAACAGUAGAUAAUCUUUGGCGAUCACCUAUUGAGAAUGGAGGAUCCUGUGUUAUCUAUAAACAGAGGUGAUAUAUGCCAUUCUAAACCGGCCUGUAAUUAUAAGCAGAUAACUGCAGUAAAGUGAUCUCUACAGACGAACAAGUGGUGCCUAUUAUUAUAUUUUUUUAUAUAGAUAUUGACAUGGAAAAUUUAAAAUAACAUAAUCAAAAAUCAAGUUCUUCACAAAUGUAAAAAAAAGUAAAACUGAUUUAAAGAAUAGGUCAUUUUCUGAUGACACAUUUCCCUUAAGUAGAGUAGCACACUGACCAAUACACUUCACAGUGGCUCUUUACACAUCCUUUAUUAGGGCUUUGUGUGCUGAUCCAAGGAUCUCUCCACAGGUUCUGUUCUGGUCAGUUUCUAUGGAUCAGAAUAGCCAUCUCUAUUGAUGGGGGUGAUAAAAAAAUGUUAUCUAUUUUUUUUAAACAUCCUUUUUUUUGUUUUUAGGCACACACUGUUGUGUGGAUAAGCUCAAACACAGUACACACAUUCUUCUUUGGUGAAUAUAAUUCUAAUGUUAGGACACUUUUAGGAGCAUCAGAUUUCCAAAAACAUGGCUACAUGCUAAGAAGGUCACUUUAUGUGGGACCAAUUAUGCUAUGUAUGGUGGCCACAACCCAACUCUACCAUAUAUAUUAGUUUUUCUGUUAACACAUGCAGUUCACUGCGCUUACACAUAAGUGUCAUUUUACAUCACAUAUGUACAUGGUCUGUUGAAAUUUUGGAAGAACUACUUCCUUGUUUUAUGUGUGUGACAGAAUUUCCCACAGCUCCUGUACAAGUUUAGGUCUUGUAGGACCCCUCCUCUUGUGUGCUGCAUCCUCCAAUGACUCCCUGACCAAAGAUACCUCUUCAUGCCAAAUACACCAAAACCACCUCUUACUUUGGCUUUAUGGUCCUGGUACAAGUAUGGAGGUUACCCCAAGCCAAAGGUACUCGUGUAUCAGCAACAGUUAACGAACCCCAUCCCCCAAUCAUCCAACCCCAUACUAGAGCCCAAUAUCACUUUGCGCUUUAUGUCAUUGACCUACAUAUAUACAUUGUGAGGCUUGGUUUUGCAUCAGUUGCUGCCAUCCUGUACAUUUGUUGAUUGUGGUAACACUUGUUGAUUUUGUAUGUUUGUAGACAAGACUAGAAAAAGUAUUAAUUUUACUCAUGUAGAAGUCAUACCAUAAUUUGAAUGUGUGUUACACACUGAUAAUAUUGUGGCCAGAUACACUAGGUGUGCAAGUUGGUGAUGAAUGUGUGUGUAUGUUUUUUUACAUUUAAAAGGUAUACUUGUACAUGCUCUAUGUUUAAAUUGUAAUUGGCAUUGGGUGUGUACAGCCAUGUGUGAGGGGAUGUACACACUACAGCCCACACCCUGUGUCCUUUCCCAUGGAAGUACCCAUAUGUUGUGUCACUAUGCUGCUGGUUGGUAGGAGGAAGAAGAGAAAAGGCAGGAAUUGUUACCUCAUCAGUGCAGGGGUCUCUGUAUAAAAGAUCCAACACUGUGCCGGCAUCACGUGUGCGCCUGGUACAGAAUCCUCGUGUACAAUAGGUUCUAGGUGCAUGAAACAAAUAUGUAUGGACAUUGGCAUAUAAAAUGCAAUAAAUAUAAUUCAGUCA
Messenger RNA from Bufo gargarizans (Asiatic toad), 5682 nucleotides. It is a transcript of the gene FOXP4, whose product is annotated as forkhead box P4. The coding region runs from base 388 to 2421 and encodes 677 amino acids. Gene Ontology annotation, molecular function: DNA-binding transcription repressor activity, RNA polymerase II-specific; RNA polymerase II cis-regulatory region sequence-specific DNA binding. NCBI's taxonomy places the organism in Eukaryota, Metazoa, Chordata, Amphibia, Anura, Bufonidae. The record is from RefSeq and is a predicted model, not a curated record. Gene Ontology annotation, biological process: regulation of transcription by RNA polymerase II. Gene Ontology annotation, cellular component: nucleus. The transcript is spliced from 18 exons.